Messenger RNA from Lactuca virosa, 1044 nucleotides. The record is from the annotation of a GenBank genome assembly. NCBI's taxonomy places the organism in Eukaryota, Viridiplantae, Streptophyta, Magnoliopsida, Asterales, Asteraceae.
AUGGAAGCCAUAGCUAAGAACUUCAUCAUCUACGUAUCGUCGAUCACAGUAUCUCUAUCCUACUGCUAUUUCGUAUCUUCUAAGAUCCCUAAAGGUAUUUACAGAUUCAUCUCUCUCAUACCUAUCUUCUACAUCUUCACGAUCCUUCCUCUUCGUUGCACAUAUGUCUUCACCACCGCCAUCUGCUUCUCCUUCACUACCUGGCUUAUGAACUUCAAGCUCAUCCGAUUCGCUUUCGAUCUCGAUGAAUCGCCAUAUCGCCGUUCCGAUUCGCUUCUCCGUUUCAUCACCGUCGCUUCUUUACCAGUCAAAACCAAAAGUACAGAUUCCACCUCCGUCAAUACGUCACCAGAGAGAUCUUGGUACAAACUAGGGUUGCAGAAUCUGAUUUUCUCCAUACUUGUAAGUACAGUGAAUAAUUACAGAGAUCGAUUUCAUCCGGAUAUUGUAUUAGUAAUCUACUGUGGCCUACUUUUCCUGAUAAUCGACAUCAUUGCUGGCGUCGGCGCCGCUCUGGUCCUGUUUUUGACCGGAUUAGAGCUCGAACCUUCGUCCAAUGAACCUUACCUCGCUACAUCGCUGCAAAAUUUUUGGGGAAGAUGGAACCUCUUGGUAACAAAAACGCUGCGCUAUACCGUAUACAAACCCGUCAGGUCAGGUUUUUCCGAUAAUAAAUGGGCCCCACACGCCGGCGUAUUAUCGUCGUUUUUCGUUUCAGGAUUAAUGCAUGAGCUGUUCGUUUACCAAUUGUCACGUGAGGAUCCCACGUGGGAGAUGACGUCAUUCUUCGUUAUCCAUGGAAUCUGCGUCGUGGUGGAGAUGAUUAUGAAGAGCAAUCUGGCUGGUGGUCGUUGGCGUUUGCCGAAGUUCCUAGCGACGCUGUUGACCGUGGGGUUUGUGGUGGUCACCGGUUUAUGGCUGUUCUUUCCGCCGUUGAUCAGAACUCAGGUAGACGUGAAAGUCCUUAUGGAGCACGCCUCCUUUGUAGAUUUCAUAAAGACAACUUUAUAUUCAAUGACUCAAAAAUCACAAAUUCAUGUAUGA